AUGGAGCGACCUUUGAGAGUCCCAGAGCAGGAAAAUGACGACGGAGCCUGUUGGGCAUGUCUCAAGCACAACAGGGCUUGCGAUCGCGCGCUUCCAUGGUGCAACGUUUGCAGUGAACACGGCAUCAAAUGCACUGGCUACGAGGUCAGAUUGUCGUGGCCAGACGACAUCGUGGCCAAGAAGAGGCAGCGACCCGAUCAAAGCCAUCACCGACGACAGUCAUCAUCCAAAUCUGCUCACCAAUCUCCAUCAUCCACUACUAGCUCUACACAUUCUAAUAAGCGGGCGAUGCCCUCCGUGAUCUCCGCUUUGAACCUGCCCGCCGAGCAGAGCUUCUACAUGCAACAUUUCCUCCAGAACAUCGCCAGAAUUGCACUGGCAAUAGACCACCAGGGAAACGGCUAUCGAUCAUUGUUGCCCAUGGCGCUUGCGGAGCCUGCGGUAUUAAACGCAGCGCUGGCCGUUGCGGCAUCGCAUCACAGUCGCUGGCAACACACUGCCGAUGAUGUAUCACGCAAAUAUCUCGGGCUGGCCUGCAAGGCGCUUCGGAAUAGGUUCAUUGAACCAAAACUAAGAAACAGCCCUGUCACGCUGGCUUCCAUGCUACUGCUGGUAUCAUACGAGGUGUUUUCUGGAUCUUCGCGCUGGAAGGGUCAUUACGAUGCAAUUCGGGGCUGGAUACGAGGUCGACAAGGCAGCAAAGAUCUAGACUCGUUUCUUAUGAAUUGGGUCUGCCUCAUCGACACCCAGAGCGCGUUAAACCUCGGCACCUCCACGAUGCCUGAACUUGAUGAGUGGAUGAGCGCGGCCCCAAAUAUCCUAGCCCUGGUGAAGCACGAGUAUGUCAUCGUGCGGACUUCCCUCAUCGGGUCCAUCCUCUCGAACCUGCUGCUCGUCAUGGGCUGCUGCUUCUUCUUCGGCGGUCUGAGACGGCCGCAGCAGUACUUCAACGAGACGGCCGCCCAGACGGCAACGUCUCUCCUCGCCAUCGCUGUUGCCGCCGUCAUCAUCCCCACAGUUUUCGACUACACCACGGACAACCCGGUCAAGGACAUUGCCGGCCUCUCGCGCGGCACCUCUGUGAUUCUGCUCGUCGUCUACAGCGCCUAUCUCCUCUUCCAGCUCAAGACCCACAAGACCGUCUUCUCCGAGGAGAGCCAAAAGGUCGCCGCCAAACCCUGGAGCAGAAACUCCCUCGACUCCAACGCCGUGGGGCGAGGUAUUGCGCUGCCCGGUGCUCUCAUGAGUGAAGGGGUUUCUGAUGGCAACGAAAACUCGGCCAUCUUGAAGCAGGCUGGUGACGGCGGGGAGGAGGAGGAGGAGGAGGAGCCCCAGCUGCACUUCUUCGUCGCGCUCGGCACUCUCGUCAUCUCCACGGUCAUCAUCGCCCUGUGCGCCGACUACAUGGUGGACUCGAUCGACUCGGUGACGGAGAACAGCAGUCUCAAGAAGGAAUUCGUCGGUCUGAUUCUCCUCCCGAUCGUGGGCAACGCGGCCGAGCACGCCACAGCCGUCACCGUCGCCAUCAAGGAUAAGAUGGAUUUGGCAAUCGGUGUCGCCGUCGGGUCCAGUAUGCAGGUUGCGCUGCUCCUCUUCCCGCUCCUCAUCAUCAUCGGCUGGGGUCUUGGACUGGAUGAGAUGAAUCUCAGCUUCGACCUGUUUCAGGUGGCAGUGAUGUUUGUCGCGGUGCUCCUGGUCAACUACCUCAUCGCCGAUGGCAAGAGCCAUUGGCUGGAGGGCUUCUUGUUGAUCUGCUUAUAUUCAAUUAUCGGCACCUGUGCUUUUUAUUAUCCCAACAAAGAAAAUUCAUCGGAAUAG
Messenger RNA from Clonostachys solani, 1818 nucleotides. Lineage: Eukaryota; Fungi; Ascomycota; Sordariomycetes; Hypocreales; Bionectriaceae. The record is from the annotation of a GenBank genome assembly.